Talpa occidentalis (Iberian mole) is the source of this 1208-nucleotide messenger RNA. RefSeq names its product pre T cell antigen receptor alpha (gene PTCRA). The transcript has 5 exons. The coding region runs from base 384 to 1208 and encodes 274 amino acids. Lineage: Eukaryota; Metazoa; Chordata; Mammalia; Eulipotyphla; Talpidae. The record is from RefSeq and is a predicted model, not a curated record. Gene Ontology annotation, biological process: negative regulation of thymocyte apoptotic process.
GUGAAAUGGAACUCACAGAGCUGGGGGGUAGAGGCCUGCUUGUGAAGUCUAGCCUGGGGCUCUGUUCCCUGUAGAUGGCAGCUGCCCUCCAGCAGGGCUAGUGACAGGAAAAAGUCUUGCAGACUGUGAAGUGCUUUUUCAAAUUUGGAAGGGAAUAUGAGUAUCUGGCUCCUGAUGUGGGAGUGACACCCUGGCCCAGUGAGAGAGGACUGAGUUUGGGGGGCCAGGGUAGGGGUGGGAGGGGCCUCUCACCCAGGGAAACGGCUCCGUGGUGGAGCAGCUGAGGUGCAGCUGGGCCUGUGGCCUGGGAGGCUGUCUUGUGGGCGCCUCUUCCCCAGCCCACACCUCAGGUCUGCAGCUGGGUCCUGCUUCUCUCAUGUGGCAUGGCGGAGACUUGGCUACUGCUCCUCCUGGCCCUCGGGUGUCCAGCCCUGCCCACAGAGGUAACCACCCUCCUGAGGCUGGCACAACAAGGUUUGGGUGGCACGCCUUUCCCCUCUCUGGCCCCGCCAGUCACACUGCUGGUGAAUGGGAAGCAACAGAUGCUGGUGGUCUGCCUGGUCCUGGAUAUUGCACCCCCUGGCCUUGAGAGUCCCAUCUGGUUCUCAGCUGGCAAUGGCAGUGCACUGGAGGCCUUCACCUAUGGCCCUUCUCUAGCAGCGGAUGGCACCUGGACUAGGUUAGCCCAGCUCUCCCUGCCCUAUGAGGAGCUAGCAGCCUGGGAGAGCUUGGUCUGCCACACUGGGCCUGGGAACCUCAGUUGGAGCACACAGCCCCUACAGCUCUCAGGUAAGGCUUCCUCAGCCAGGACCUGCCUCUGGGAGUCUCUCGGGGGAACGCGGGGCCUGGAGCUGCGGCUGGGGGCGCUGCGGCUGCUGCUGUUCAAGCUGCUGCUGGUGGACGUGCUCCUGACCUGCAGCCACCUGCGCGCCCAGCCCGCCGCGCGAGGGGACCCGGCCGCCACGCCGGGCCCGCGGGCCCGCCGCCUCCCCGCACCCCCCUCGGCCGCGCGCGCCGGCUGCCCUCUCCACCCGCCGGCUCGGCGCGGUAGGCAGCCCUCGGCGGCCCCCAGCCACCGCCUUCUCGGCUGCGACGCGGGGUCAGGCCGGCGCGGGCUCGCGGGGUCGGCCCCCAUGACGCUGCCGUCUCGGGACGGUCGCGGGGUUCACGCCCGCCUUCCGCGUCGGGAUCCCAGGGCCCCAUUCUGA